This is a messenger RNA of Cyprinus carpio (common carp), 2716 nucleotides long. RefSeq names its product DISC1 scaffold protein (gene disc1). Lineage: Eukaryota; Metazoa; Chordata; Actinopteri; Cypriniformes; Cyprinidae. The record is from RefSeq and is a predicted model, not a curated record. The transcript has 15 exons. The coding region runs from base 49 to 2412 and encodes 787 amino acids. Gene Ontology annotation, cellular component: microtubule; mitochondrion; intermediate filament cytoskeleton. Gene Ontology annotation, biological process: neuron migration; cilium assembly.
GACCAUAACUAACUAUAUUUUUAGUGGAUUUACCGGGUUUAAACAGUCAUGAUGUUCGCAGGAAUGAUCAGGGUGGAAAACAACUUAAAAACACCCCAAACUGACACCGACUCCACGUGUCACCGGUGCGCUGUGAGGACAGGUGGUGUGAGUCCGAAGGUGGCAGCGGGAAGCUAUCGCAGGAGGAGCUUCAGACGCCCGGGAUACAUGCGCUCAGAGCCGCUUAACCACUCAUGUGACUCUAAACACGUUUCUGGCUGGCCUACUACUGAGAACACUCAAAAGAGCGCUUCGAAAUUACCCAGCAGCCCCAGUGAGCGAUGGCUUAGGGAGGUUUUCAAGAGAGACGACGGCCAGGAUUCUCCCGAAACUCACCGUUUGCGUGACGCCAAGGAAAACUCCCCAGUGCCAUCGCGCAGCGUCUUCAAUUCCAGCUUCAGCUUCAUUCAGCAGUCGCUAGAAACUGGUGAUCUGGUAGAUGUGAGCGCAAACAAAUCCGCGAGCAAACGAUCUGAACGCUCUGCUGCUUUAGAACCUCACACUGCUUUGGUUGUAGAUCCCUUGAGCCAAUCAGAGAUCAGCACUUCUCCGAUUAGCCAAUCAGAACGUGAGGUUUUCUCAUUAAGCAAUUCCCCUUGCUCCACUGGUCGGCAAAAAAGUCUUUUAUUGGACCGAGAGCUGUGGCUAGAAGACCUGGAUGUACAGAUUUCGUCCUCCGUGACGUCUUAUGCGAAAGAAAGCGUCCAGGACUCUGACUCUGGCUCUCUGGACACUGAAGUCACGUCUUCGUUCUCGAUCGACUCGUCAGACUCGGCCUCCUCGGUCACGUCCGGCUACGACAGCACAACCCCGUCCUCAGAUCAGAGUCGAGACGGUCUGAGAAAGAAGUACGAGGAUGUUCUGCAAGACUGUCUGCAGAGCAAUCGCACAAACACUAAGAUCGAGUCCAUGAUGAUGAAGCUUCAGAGACUACAGCACAAAGCGGUUCUGGAUGAUGAUUAUGACACAGCCGAGCAUUUUGGUGAGAAGCUGGAGGAACUGAGGAGAGAGCGAGCGACGCUGAAGCCUGGUUUACCGUCCAGACAUCCGCAGGUCACUGGAUUUCUGGAACCUCCCAUACACACCGCUCAAAGCGUCAUCCACAGGACAGACACAGACUGCAGGCAAAACGGUGAAUCGAGUGCCGAUCAGGGAUCAAGCAGCUCUCAGACCCGGUUUCCAACACGAGAGAAACUGUUAGAGGAAAAACAAAGGAUUCAGAGGGAGAUGUGUGAUCUUCAGCGGAGGCUGCAGGAGCUGCAGGAGCGGAGCAGAGCUGUGGAGGAGCAGCUGGAGCCCGUCCUCAGAGUCUGUGAUCCGGCUCAGCUGCGGCUGACGGCUCGAGCGCUGGAGGACAUGAUCAGCUCUGAACACCGGGCCCAGAUCAGCGUGUCUCCACCUGCAGAGAUCGUCAGACUUCAAGAGCAAGAGCGAGCACUGAGGUCAUCCAUCAAAGAGGCAACGGCUAAAGUGGUGAUGAGUCAGAGACUGGGCUCUAGUGUGAGCCGGAAGGUCAGCGAGAGUGACACACAGCUGCUGGCCCUUCAUGAGGCGAAGCUCGCAGCCCUCUCAGGAAAUGACUUCUGCAGCGCGAAGGAACUGAAGGCAGAAAUCAGGAGCGCGUAUGGCGAGAGAGAUCGUCUGGAGGGGCUGGAGAGGAAGCUGAAGACUCUGAGCACAGGAAGUGGACGGGAUCUGAGCCGCAUGAAGGAGCAACACAAGCAGAUCAAACUGGAGCUGCAGGAGAGAGAAGCCCAGUACGAGCGCAGUUUAAAGGAAAACACUCUGAAGUAUAUUGAGCUUCUGGAGGACAGACUUCACAGCUGUGGAAGUCCAGCACUGGAGCACAUUUGGGAGGCUGAUUUGGAGGCUUGUCAUCUCCUCCUGAAAGGCCUCGAUCAGCGAACCUCCAGCAUCUCAGAAUCGGAGGAUCUUCCCUCCAUCCCUGGAUCGGGUUCAGAUGUCCUGCCGUUCACUAAAGAGGAAGUGGACUGUGCCAUGUUGACCGCUCUAGGGGGGCACUGGUGUCCCGAGGCUGACCUCCAACACUCAGAAUUCACUAAGAAAUUAGAGGAGUUUCUCUUCUGUUUGGAGGACGCGUCUCCUGAGGAUCUGUGUGGAGAGACAACAGAGCUGGCAGAGCGCUGUGAACUCAUCAGUGAGCGACUGCAUUACCUGGAAGAGCAGCUUCAGACCGCCAUAGAGCAGCACGACAAGGACCUCACUCUGUCCUUAGAGAAGGAGGUUCAGGAAGUGAAGGCUGCUCUUCAAGCGAUGCUGUCACAGCUGAAGGAGGAUGAAGAGGAGGAUGAAGAGGAGUAUUGUGAUGUAGAAGAAGAGGAGCAUUACUUCAGUGACAGCUGGGAAAUCUAAACAGACUCAUGAUUUAUAUCUAUGUUGUAUUCACGGUGCCUGUGCAAGUCUGUUUCAUACUGUCAUCUUGCACUGAGCUCUCGCACUUGAAGAGAAUAAUUCAUCAUGUUCUAGUUUGCCCACAUGUAAUUUUAAGAGCACUGUACUGUACGUUUACUCUGUGCUGCAUUUGUUUUUUUUUGUUUGUUUUUUUGAAGGUUGACAAUACAAAUCACUAUGCACUUUCAUUUCCAUCUAAGAUAAAAAUUUUUGUUUCAUGCAAGUGAAAAAAUAAAGUGUUUUGAAUGACAUGUGGGUGAGUAAA